CUGUGCAUUCCCUAUGGCUGAUGGACUUUUCCAAGGACAGAAAAUGACCAAUUGCACUAGGGUUCCGGGAUUCAUUCUCCAGGGCUUCUCAGGCAUUCCUGAGCUGCAAAGUUUUAGUGCUGCCAUCUUCCUUUUCAUCUACAUAUUCUCUGUGCUUGGAAACAUCUCCAUCAUCACAGCAGUGAAUCUGGAUUCUCAUCUGCACACACCCAUGUACUUUUUCCUCAAGCAUCUAUCAUUCAUUGACAUGUGUUCCACCACCACCACGCUGCCCCGGGCGCUUUUUGCUGCCCUGGCCGGCUCAGAAUUCAUCUCUCUCCCAGCAUGUGCAGUUCAACUUUUUGGUUUUGUCUUCUGUGGGGCUACUGAGUGUUUUCUCAUCACCUCCAUGGCCUAUGACCGUUGUCUGGCCAUCUAUCAGCCCCUGACUUAUGGGACCACUAUGACCCCAGAGUUCUGCUGUGUGCUGGUGGUUGUGGCCUGGGUGAGUGGACUCCUCUUCUCAUCCUUCCACACAGUCAACACCUUCACCCUGUCUUUCCAUGAUUCCAUAAUAGAACAUUUCUUCUGUGACAUCCCUCCACUCCUCCGAUUGUCCUGCACUGAUCCUCACAAACACGAGGCAGCUGGCUUUAUUGUCAGUGGCUGCGUCAUCAUGAGUUGCUUUGCACUUACUGUCCUGUCCUACAUCCGGAUCCUAGUCACUGUGGCCCGUAUCAAGUCCACACAGGGUCGCCAGAAGGCCUUCUCCACCUGUUCCUCCCACCUCAUCACAGUAUUACUCUUUUAUGGGACUGGCAGUUCAGCCUACAUGAGACCUGCGAAUGGCUACUCCCCACUUCAAGGGCGCCUAGCUGCCAUAUUUUACUCCAUCCUCACUCCUACCUUAAACCCCAUUAUUUAUAGUAUGAGGAAUAGAGAUAUGAAGGCAGCCCUAAGGAAGCUUUAUGGUCAUAGAACAUGAUGAAGUUCAGAAUCUUGGAAGCAAAGAGAGUAAAGGUUCCCGGUAGCAUACUCUCAUAACUCUUCUUGUGGAAUGGCCAAUAUUGUACUCUGGAAAUUGCUACUAAUAUGAAUUUGCAAUCUUCACCAAGAUCUUUCUUCUCUUUGAACCUUAUUUUCAUCUGCCAAAUGGAAAUAAGAACGCUUGUUCUCUGGUUCAUGGGAUAUAAGAAUAAAACUUAAAAAACAUAAGGAAUAUAUUUCCUAACU
Molecule: messenger RNA, 1212 nt
Organism: Sarcophilus harrisii (Tasmanian devil)
Lineage: Eukaryota; Metazoa; Chordata; Mammalia; Dasyuromorphia; Dasyuridae
Product: olfactory receptor 5B12-like
Exons: 1
Coding region: 14-964 (316 amino acids)
Biological process (GO): G protein-coupled receptor signaling pathway
Cellular component (GO): membrane
Molecular function (GO): olfactory receptor activity; G protein-coupled receptor activity
Source: RefSeq, a predicted model, not a curated record